AACUUUAUUGUGAACACUAAUAACAUCUAUAACAGUGACACAACAAGAAGUGACUUAUUGGUGACAACUAAUUAAAAAUAUUACAAAAUGUUAAUAUUGUGUAAAAGAUAUUUUCACCAUCGACUGUGAGGACAGUUAUCUCAUACUUUUAUAGCAUCUCAUGUGAAACCUACUGGAGUGAAGCCAUUCAACAAUUACUACUUCAUCACAUGUGAUAUCAAUUGUAGUAAUCUGUGGUUAGUGUCUACAUUGUCUUAUAUCUACUGGAUAUUAAUGAAGUUAUUCAAAGCAUAUCAAACAUAAUUAAACAAUUUAUUGAUUUGAUGUGAAUGUGAAUGAAAACAAUUGACUGUCAAAAGAGGUGCGUCAACGGGACAACGCUAUGUACACUAAAGGCAAAGGAGCUACCGUUCCAUCAGAUGCUCAGGCGAGGGAAAAGUUGGCACUAUAUGUUUACGAGUACUUACUUCACGUCGGGGCACAAAAAGCGGCGCAAACUUUCCUAUCAGAGAUAAGAUGGGAGAAAAACAUUACAUUAGGAGAGCCGCCAGGGUUUCUGCAUUCGUGGUGGUGUGUAUUUUGGGAUCUGUAUUGCGCGGCACCGGAACGUCGGGACUCAUGUGAACACUCAAGUGAAGCAAAAGCUUUUCACGAUUACGGUUUUGUAAACUCUGGAUAUGCUGUCAACGGAAUCGCUGGUCAUAACCCGACAGCUCCGAGUCCUUUGGGUCAGAUGCCUCCCAAUGAUGGUAUGCCAGGGGGUCCGAUGCCACCGACCGGCUUCUUCCCGAACUCCCAUAUGCGGCCCUCACCGCCUCAGCAGCCAGUGUCACAGCCGUCCCCCCACACACCACAACCUCCUCCCCCACCACACAACCAGAUGAUGCAGAAUCAGCCAUUUAUGUCUCCCCGUUAUCCGGGUGGACCCCGACCUGGGGUACGAAUGCCACAACAGGUAGACUUUAACCCACCGGGAGGAGUACCAGGUCAGCCAAUGAUGCCUAACAGUAUGGACCCAACGAGACAAGGAGGUGUGGGCGGUGGUGAUGGGGAUUUUGUAGGUUGGCAGCCAGGUCCGCCUGGUAUGAGUCCAAUGAAUCCUAGAAUGAAUCCUCCACGAGGCCAACCAUUAGGCCCAAUGAAUCCAAAUUAUGGUGGAAUGAGACCACCACCCAAUUCAAUGGGUCCGGGAGGUCCAGGAAUGCCACCCGGAAUGGGAAUGCCACCCGGUCCUGGAGGAAGACCAUGGAAUCCAAAUGCAUCGAAUAUGAAUUAUUCUUCCGCAUCUCCCGGAAGCCAUUAUGGAGGUCCACCCGGAUCUGGUUCAGGUCCUGGACCAGGAACGCCUAUUAUGCCCAGUCCUCAAGGCUCAACCGGCCCUUAUUCACCUGCAAGUCAUAGAAUGGGAACACCUAAUCCCGGUGGAAGAGACUCUUCUGGUUCUGGAGGUGAUGGAAUGUACCCAAUGAUGAAACCAGUACCGGGAGGAACUAUGCCUGGUUUUUCUAUGGGAGGACCAGGUGGUCCUGAUGGACCAAUGGGACCGAUGGGUCCAGACUUAGGUCCACCUGUGAUGAAUGGCAUGUCUUCUAGUGGUGACGGCUUAGAUGGAAUGAAGAAUAGUCCUGCUAAUGGUCCGGGAACGCCACGAGAAGAUGGACCUCCCAUGGGUUAUGAUAUGCCGGCGUAUGGCGGGGAAAAUGAUCAAAAUGAAUCGGCAGCCAUUUUGAAGAUCAAAGAGAGUAUGCAAGAAGAGGCCAAGAGAUUUGAAAAGGACACGCCUGGAGAUCACACCGAAUACUUCAUGCAAUAACACUAUCAUCAACACUAUAAUACAGACAUUGACUUAUAACUUAAGAGACCAUUUAUGUGACACUAAACACAUCUGUGUGUCACCUCUAAGAGGUGAUGUGACAACUGUUUUAAACUCAAGAUUUAUUUUCAUUUUAAGUGCAUUUUGUGUUACAUUUGUCAACCAAUGUACCAAUUGAUCCAAUGAUUGAACUAAUUGGUUUGUCAACUCUGCGAGUGUUUCUUAAGAUAAUAUCAAAUCAUUUUUGACACAUUUAUCAAGAUUUGGUCAUAAUUUUGAUAUUUUGUUGAAUAUAUCUAUAUAUAAAUAAUUCUCUGCAUUUGUGCGACAAAUAUAU
Molecule: messenger RNA, 2150 nt
Organism: Oppia nitens
Lineage: Eukaryota; Metazoa; Arthropoda; Arachnida; Sarcoptiformes; Oppiidae
Gene: Ssdp
Product: single-stranded DNA-binding protein 3-like
Exons: 18
Coding region: 383-1813 (476 amino acids)
Biological process (GO): positive regulation of transcription by RNA polymerase II
Cellular component (GO): nucleus
Molecular function (GO): single-stranded DNA binding; protein binding
Source: RefSeq, a predicted model, not a curated record